GUUGAAAAUGGCAGCUGAAGCGAUUGAGAUUGUAGUGCCAAUGUCAGAGAAGGUUUAUUUACAACUCUGGGGAAACAUGUUCUAGUUUCUACAGAAAGAAAAAUGCAGGAAGAGGCACGAUACUUAAAGAGGUGAGUAAUUUUCGGGUAAAUUUACAACGACUGUCAUAGAAAUAAACCUACGUUUAGCAAUCUUUGCCGACGACGGAGAUUUUGUUCGUCACUGCAGCUUCUUGCGAGAUUCCCCUUAGUUAGAUCUUAGUUUUUUAUCUUACGUAGGAGGGUGAAAGGAGGAAGCAUCGAUGCCCAUCCAACAGAAAAAGCUAUCGUUGUGAAUUAUGAGCUGGAAGCAGUCAUUCUGGGAGAGAUGGGGGAGCCCAUGUUGGGCGAACGGAAGGAAUGUCAGAAAGUGUAAGUUUGCUUUGUAAGUAAAAAUAAUAUAAACCUAGUUAGAGACAUUUGUUAGUAGUUGACACUUAAAGCAAAGUGAGUGAAUGAAUGCCGUGUAACAAUCUCGAUGAUUUUUGCGAGUCUGCACAUCUCUUACUGAUGGACUGAUAUAUCGCCAGAGAUAUUUCUCGUUCUAAGCGUUAUCCCGUUUCCUAGCUACGAAUCGGGUGGCUGAGAUUGUAUAAAUUGCCGUUGUGUUAGUGACCAGUGGUUGAUACCAUUGAAUUAGGGUGUAUUAAAGCAGAUUUCAGUAGGUUUCGGUUAUAUUUCAAUUCUUUAUCUCCCUCUGAACUUUCCUGUGAUAUACAUAGCCUUUGUUGCAGGAGGGAAUGCUCCCCGUUAGAAAUGUUGUAGGUACUCGUAAGCCUUAUAGUUAAAAAAAUCAUCUUUAUUGAGUAUCAAUGUGUUUAGCAUGAAAGUACUAAUUGGACACUAUUUUUACGUCUCCUACUGGAGACAGGCCUGCCAUUUUACAUGGUCAUCCGAGCUACGUGAGGUCUAGCCUUUUGCAGGGCAAAGGGAGUACCUUAUUUCUCAGUUAUUUUAAGACACCUAGCAUUGGUCCAGCCCCAGGAAUCAAACCCGCGACCUCCCGCUCUGCAGUCAAGCGCUCUAUACUGACUGAGCUAAUCCCACGUGAUCUGGUAAGACUGCUUAUGACCUAGCGAAAAUCAAAAAUUGGAGUGAUAAAUAGAAUCAUAGUCGCGACAGAAUCAGAUAACUUUAUCAUUUUCUUCUGACUCGAUUGCGUAAGAUCUAUAGAAAACCAAAUUGUUAAAGUUUGAAUCAGAAGUAGAGGGAUAAACCAAUAACAACAGUAGUAUCCACACUUGGGUGAUUGGUUUAGUUUUUCCACUUUUCCUCUAGAAUGCAACAACUUAUUACCAGAUUGUAAGCAACAGAGUGGUACAUGGAAUUCGAACGUUUUCACUAUAUCAUAAUUGCUAUAUACCAUAAUUCUGAUUAUGACUGACUCUGACUCCGCACUGAAGGUUUCUUCUGGAAAUUGGUCCAAACACCUCAACUGUGCUUUCAUUCAUUGCUUAUUACAAUAUCAGCAAUGCUAGGUUGUCACUGAAAGUUCCUCAUUACUCUGAGUAGUAUUAGAGCAUGUACAUCCGGCCAGGUGAGGAUCGACGUCCGACUGUUUGUCUAGUGGUCACUCUCAAGAGGUUCUGACUAUAAGGCUUUGAGUAGGGAAAUUUCAGUGUUUUGGAUAAGAGGUCAUUUGUGGGAGGAGGUCACUAAUGAAAAGGCACUGUACAAUGAGGAUGGGCUGUAUACCAUUACAAUACUGUCAAUUUUCAACAGAAUUCGCUUACAGAGCCUAAAUGCCACAACCAAUAUAGCAAAGCUAGCUUCAGAAGUAAUUGAAAAGUGCAAGCUAAUUCACCCCACCAAGCUCCCUGAAGUCGAGCAGUUGUUGUACUAUUUACAGAACAGAAAAGAUACAGGAGCUGGAAAAUCGAAAGGUAAUUAAACUAUACACAGUCAACAUUACGCAGAAAUGGUAAGGUCCCUUAAAUGAGCAAGUAGGUGAAACUAGUUAUUUCUUCCUUAGUUUUCAAACCAGUUUUUAUCAUAAUCACUAUGUAAGGCAUACCAUCAUGUAGAACAUCGAUUUUAAACACAAUAGAAGGACAAAUAAAUUUGGAGAAAUUAGGAAAUGUUUGACUGUAUAAAUUUUGGGUCUAUGUGACAUUAAUUUUAGAUUUAGAACAAUCAGAUAAUCUGCUGCAUAAUUGACCUUUCUUGCCAAAUAUUGUGACCUUCUAAUUUGCCAUUAUUUUUUGCUCCCUGUCAGAAAGCCUAUCUAGACUGAUUGCUAUAAUUGAUUUUACAUCUUUUAGGUAAAGAGAAGGCUGACACUCUAAGGAAUGCUGCUGCUGAUUUUGAGGGCACUGAGGUAAAUAGAUCUGGGUAAAUAUGGGUAUAGUUAACCCUCCAAGUUGCGACCUUUUUGGUUGCCAUGGCACCUAGAAUUUUGGAGCUGGCACCUUGAUUUGUAAAACAGUCUCCCUAAACAAAAAGAGUUGGUUGGCAAAUGGCGACCAAGCAAAAACUUUAACUUUGAGGGUUGAUAGUCCAGGUCUUGUGUGGGAACUGGAAGGUACAUGUAAAUAUUUACUUUUCAAGCUCUUUAAUAAUUAUCCAUGAAGCAAAUACAAAGGAAAUUAAUGUGUAAUGAGUAUUUGGAAAUCAGAUGAAAACUGCUCAUUUUUGCAUCACAAAUUUCUCUCUCUAAAAUCAUUUUGUUUUAGAACUAAUAUCAAGCAUUCAACACAGUGUUUCAUCACCAGAUGAAACUCCUUGAAGUUCUUCAAAAAUGCACCUCUCUGUGUGAUAUUUUCAACUCUCUUCUGAUGAGUCAGUGUUUCAUCUUGUGAUGAAACACUACGUUUCAUGCCUGAUAUAUUACAUGAAAGAUGGUAUGAGUUCUGAUGGGAAAGUGGGUCAUGUAAUUCAAAAGAAGUUCAUUCCAGUGUUAAUUAUUGCUAUACUUUUGUUGACUGCUCCCUAGCUCGAUGAGCAAGCAAACAUAAAUGACAUAGAGGAAUAUGUGGAGUUGCUGUAUGAAGACCUUCCUGAGAAGAUAAGAGGAACUGCCCUUAUAUUACAACUAUCCAGAAACCCUGACAACUUGGAGGAGCUUGCAACUAAUGGUACGAUUAUCGAUUAAUCAAGAUCUGUUUUCUUAUCUUUUUUUUCUGUUGUGUUAACAUCCUGCAGGAUAAACAGUGAAACUGGAACUACAUCUAUGUUAAUUUGUAAUCUGGAAGUGUAAAAAAUAUAUAUAUAUAAAAAUAUAAAAAAUGGCACACAGCAAAGAAAGUCAGUUUUAUAUGUUUCCCUUCAGGCUUAGGUUUAAUUCUGCCCUUUUUUCAGACCCUGUGUUAGGGGCCCUUUCCAGGGUUUUGCGAGAAGACUGGAGAAAAAGCACAGAGCUAACGACGAACAUCGUGUACGUCUUCUUCUGUUUUUCAAGUUUUUCCCAGUUUCACUCCAUCAUCAUUCAUCAAAAGAUUGGUGCUAUGUGCAUGCAGGUGAUGGAAAAUGAAGUUAAGAGAUAUGACCAGUGGUCCGCUGAGCUGGAGAAGAAGAAAAACAAUAUCCUUUUGACAGAAAUGAUUGGCGAGGGUCUCUAAGUUACAAUGGCAUUGUUAAGCUUUGACGCUGUCUGUAUCGCAAAGAGAAUUAUGUCCUGUUAACCUGCAAGCAAAUAUUUUCUUCCUUCUGCCAAGAGAACUGUAGAGAUAUAGGGAGGGCAUGAUUGCAGGCCAGGGUCUUGUAAACAUCUUUCCCCUUGUUUUUUCCCACUCUUAUUUUCGUUAUCACACGUUGAUUUUCUAGUUAAUUUAAUUCCUUGACCUCUUUACGUGACAACAGAAAAGACUAUGAAAAAGGGUACAAGAAAUUUCUUGGUCUUGUGAAGAAGCAGGAGCAGCUUCUGAGAGGUAAGUAUAAAAAAUAACAGUGAUAGUAAUGCCGUGAAGUUAAAGUUGAUGUUUUGUUCCUGCGCUUUUCAAAAACACAUGCACUAUCCCGGAGCAUAAGGGAUUGAAACUCAAGUAGUUUUUUUGAUUUAAAACAAAUGCACUUUAUUUGAGGUUGCCAAUGUAAUUUAGCAUACAAUAAUAAUAUAUCAAACUAAUUGAGGGCACUAUUUUUUUUGUAUCCUACGGGAGAUGGGAAACUGCCAUUUAACAUGGUCAUCGAAGUCAUGUGAAGAUCUAGCCAAGUGCAGGGCAAACUUAGGCAAUACCUUCCCUUUCUGUUUUUUUUUUUAACCCCAGUAGUCUGGCCUUGGGAAUCAAACCCACAACCUCCUCAAGUGCUCUAGUGACUGUGGUAAAUCUUUUUCUUCUUUGUUUUCUCUUUAGUUUUGUCGUACCUCCUUUUGAACUUAGCUGAAGAUGCCAAGGUUGAGAUGAAGAUGAAGAACAAAAAGAUCGUCUCUAUGUUGGUCCGAUUGUUGGAAAGGGACAAUGUUGAUCUUCUGAUUCUUGUUGUCUCGUUCUUGAAAAAGCUGAGCAUUUUUGUUGAAAACAAAGCAGAAAUGGUGAGUAAUUGCAACAACUAUAAUUGCAAUAACUAUAAGGCUUGGGUCCACAGUAAUUGGCUUUAGCUGUUGCGGUGUCCCUGCCCUAAUAUUUAAGUUAUUUUUAGUGUAUUGUUACCUUCUUAUUACUAGUGUUUGCAUAUCUACAGUGUUUUAUUUUUGUUUUUUGUUUUUUUGUAUUCUUCAGGGCAAAGCUAAUAAAAUAAAAAUAAAAUAAAAUAAAUAAAGUGCUAUUUUUCUAUAUAAAAGGGUCUUUUGGAUCUCAGCUUUUUUCUUUCCAAGGGGUAAUAAAUUUACAGUUUUGUGAUGGUAGAGAACUUUUAAAAGGCAGUUAAAAUUUGAAGACAUAAAAUCAUAAGAUAAACCAAUUAACUUUGGCUUUUUGUUUCCACAGGCUGAGUGUGGGAUAUUAGAGAAACUUGCCAACUUAAUUCCUCACUCUAAUGAGGUAACUAAUGUAUUCUGCACAUUCUGAUUGGUUAAGAGGUGUGUUUGUAUGAUAGUAUGUAAUCACAGUUGUGAUUUCAUAAUUCAUUUUAUGUUCUGUUGUAGGAUCUUCUAAACAUUGCUCUUCGCUUGCUUCUGAAUCUUUCAUUUGACACUGACUUGAGAGCUAAGGCAGUGAAAGCAGGACUUCUUCCAAAACUAGUCCAGCUUAUUUGUAAGUUUUAAACUUCUUUGUUAUCAGAACUGUUUACGUGGCAUUUACUAUUGUUACUCAUUGUUACUCAUUGUAAUGAAAAAAAUACUUAGUUUGAACAUCAUACAUGUACAUGUACAUGAACAAGCAGGGCAAAUAAUAAACACUUAAUGACUGGUCCCAAGGGAAACAGUUAAUUUUGCUUCCCGAGAAUCUCAUAGUUUCCUGAGGCUGAGCCGAAAUGGAAAUUUUGAAGCUGGAAAUUCAUAAGACGUUGCUGUAACGGCAGUCGUCGGUCAACAUUCACAGGUAACAGUGCACUGUUACCUUCUGAAAUCAUAGAUUUUGCAAUGUUGCUCGCUGAGAGAUUUAGUAACCAAUUAGAGUGUGCGCUUUUGGGAAGAAUUUUUUAGCUCUAUAACAACUCAAACUGAUAACAUGUUAACAGUCACCAUAGACAGGAGAUACAAGGACUGGAAGACAAGUUAGCUGUGAACAUGCUCACUUGUAGGAAAAAGGGAUGGGGAUGGAGGACACACUUUCUUUUGCUUUGCAGUUUUGUGACUCAUGUUUUGCAUGGCUAAAAUAUUGAUCUGUGCGCAAAGUUACCUAACGCUAACCCUAAGCAGAACAUGAACUUGAACUCCCCACUACAGGACUAAACACGUCAUCAUCUCUGUAGUGUGUCAGUUACAAUGUAUAUUUAUAUUUCACCCAAAUUUGUAAAUUGUGUUCUAUUUCUCUUUCCUAGCCAAUGAAGUCCACAGUGUUGUAGUUCUUUGUAUACUCUACCACAUCAGUAUGGAUGAUCGCUUCAAGUCUAUGUUCACCUACACAGAUUGUAUACCUAAUGUAAGUUUAAAGAAUUAUGUUUCUUAAUCAUUAUAGACUCAGCUUGCUGCUUCCUUCUAACUGACCACAGCACCUUAACUUCUACACCAUCUGCCACCUUACCUUACUGAGCUUUGCAUUAAGUGACUGGAGUAUUUUUUGCUCAGUUGUGGUAUUUAACUCUUGAUUACAACUUGGUGUAUUGCAACUGUGGAGUGCAAUAAAAAAAUUAUACACAAGCUGCCUCAUUUAUUAAGCGGCCAUCACUUUUUAGCAGCCUGUUACCAAACUCCCAAGAAAGUGUCAUUAAAUCACUGAAAAUGGGACCUCUAGUGUAUUGUUGAAAGAGGCAAUCGGAAAUGUUCAAGAUGGCCUGUUGACACCAGCUACAGACUGAAUGAAGUAUGGUCAUCUGGCUUGGUGUCAUCACUGCUUCAUUAGGUGAUAGAUUUUUAAAAAAGCAGCUUGUUCCUGCAACGAAACCUUAUCUUUCCUUGUUAAGCAUAGUCAUAUUUAUGAAUAUGAUACUACAAUGGAACCUCGUUAAAAUGAGCCUCUGUAAAUUAUAACCUUGAUACUUGUAAGCCCAGGAAACCUUGUUAUAUUAUACUGCAAAAAUUUUGUCAGUCCCUUGGGAAUUGGCCCUUUGUUAUAUUGAGGUUCUAAUGUAGUUUUUCUUGUCGCUCUUAUAUUGACAUAAAAUGUUCUUACCAGCUACCAAUAAAUAUUGUUAUGUUAGAUGAUGCAGAUGAUGUUAGAGUGCCCAGGAGACCGUAUUGACCUUGAACUGAUUGCUCUGGCUAUCAACCUAGCAGCUAAUAAGAGGAAUGCUCAACUGAUCUGUGAAGGACCUGGACUGAGGCUACUGAUGAGAAGAGCAUUCAAGUUCAAUGAUCCUUUGCUGCUCAAAAUGAUUAGGAAUAUCUCACAGCAUGAUGGCCCUACCAAGUCUCAGUUUCUGGUGAGUGCUGUGAAACUGCUCUCCUACCCCUCCCCUAACCCUACAUUUUGCCCUAAAUGAGAAAUUGGUGUGAAGGUUGGGUUCUGGGAGGGGUGGGUGGACACUCCCAGAAUCUCACACUGAUCUCUAACUGGUUGGAAGCGCACUGGGCUGUUUUUAUGUAAUUCCUUGUUAUCUCAUGUGCUUUCCUGGAUUUAUUACCACUUCAUGUGCAUGAUCGUGCCUUGUUUCUUUUGUCAUGUUGUUUUGUACAGUACUAGCCUGUUCUUAGCGUUGAGAUUGUGGGGACAGCACAAAGAAAUGUGGGCAGUAAAAACAGUGAGGGGUGGGGUAGGGGUCAGAGCAAAGGAACGCCUGUCCUACUUCUAAACAAAAGCUUGUUCUGGUACACCAGAUUCUGGCAUACCCUAUGACUGGUAUUUUAACAGCUCUUGUCAACAAUCGAAGGUCCAAUAGCUUGAUUGGAAAUGUGAUGCGACAGCGAUGAGAUCAUACACAAGUUCGUCUUGAAAGCGUGGUGUAACCUCGUCCCCAGGGCGCUUUUCCCCGGCUUUGGAGGGAAAAGUGCCCUGGGGACGAGGUUGAGCGUGGUGAAGUGAUUCGUAUUAAGCAUCUCGGUGAAUGUGGAAUAUGGAAAGCAGCGUCAGUACAAGGAUAUUUACACCUGCGAAAAGCACAAGCAAAAAGUAACACGUGGAAGCGCUGAAGCAUAAAACUUUGGCGCUACUAAUGUUGGCGCCAAAUUAAUAAUUUGAAAUAAUUAUCUACCCGGCAUGCUAAGCCACGUUUUGUUUCUUUACUAUGAUUGCGCUGUUAAUGUAAGUUUACACCGUCAACGUGAAGGUUUUCCAAAGUACACAAACCGAGGAGGGCCCCGUAAAACGUCGAAGUCAACCCAAAACUGGAAGUCAGGCCAAAAUGCGUGCUUGUCGCUUCACUCUCUUAUAACGAGGCAUAUACAGGUCUAUAAAUGUUAGACUAUCGUUCUUGCCCUCCAGCGUGCUACGGUGUUUUUCUCACAACGUGAGUACUAAAUCGUCGGGUCGUCUCCAGUUUGUUGUACGACAAUUUGCACGUCACUCAACUAAUGAUAGCUUUAAGGUAGCAAUAAUAUUGAACAUUGUUGUGUCCACACAGGAAUACAUUGGUGAGCUUGCUAAAGCCGUGAUGAACGGCCCAGAUGAAGAGUUUAUCUUGGAGGCACUGGGGAUCUUAGGCAACCUUACUGUUGCAGACGUGAACUUCCAAGCGCUCUUAACAGAUUACGACAUGCUAAAUUACAUUAAAACUAAACUACAACCAGGUGAGUGGAAAGUCCUUUAUCAUUUGCCAUGAAAUGUGAUUAACUGGGAGGGGCGGGGGUGGGGGAUGGACAGUAAGGCUUGCACAUUCUAUGGAGAGUAAUCCGCAAAGCAGGGGUAUUUCAGGGAAUACGGUCAGUUACUCACUACCAAAGUGAGAGGUAAAUCUUGGCAACAAAUUUUGGAUGACGUACAAUGGUUUUCUGACAAUAUCAUUGAUUUGGAUUUCAGGCAUAGCUGAGGAUGAUCUGGUUCUUGAAGUGGUCAUAUUAAUUGGUACGGUGUCGUUAGAUGAUGAAUGCGCUACAGUGUUUGCCAGAGAGGGGAUUAUUCAAAUGCUCAUAGACUUGUUAAAUGGUAAGAAUCACAACUCGCUCUUGCUAUUAUUACUUGGCAUAAAUUAUCUCCCAGCCUUUCUUGAGAUAGUGAAUUGUCCUGUACUAGUUCCAGCCGCUACAGCAAAGGGUUCACGUACAAGCUAAUGAGUAAAUUUGCAAGGCUAUCCUGGCCAAGUUUUUAAUGCAGAGUUUAGGCUAUCUUUUAUGUUUUUGAUGUCAGCUUUAUAAAUGUGACUGGCGUCUCUCUUGAUGUACUGUUAAAAUUAACAGGGCCAUAACAUUCUGCAAAAGUUAUUGUUAUAAUAAUGACCAGAAGUAGUAGUGCAUACCAUUCGAGUUGCAUAGAAUUUUUAUCCGAAGGCAGAUCGCAAAUAGACUUCUUUUUCUUGAUUGUAAGCUUUGUUUUCUUAAUCAAGGUUAUGUGACCAGUAUCACUCGGAUUACAAUGAAAUUUCCAGCACGAAUUAAAAUGAGCUACAACCGCUCGAACUAACAGCAAACGAGUUUUGAAAUAAAAGAAGCUAAAUGGGCUUCAGAAAGGCUGAUUUGCUCACAUGUUUACGUUUUUAAGUUAAUGUACCUUGUCUUUUCACUUCUGCAGCUAAACAAGAAGAUGAUGAAGUUGUUUUGCAAAUCGUGUAUGUGUUUUACCAGAUGAUAUUUCACAAAGCUACUCGGGAAGUGAUCAUCAAGCAAACACGUAUCCUUUGAACACGUAAUCCUGUUACUCCUCUAUUCUCCCCGUUCGCGUGACCCUUCAUUUCGCCAAACUGUGCGCGAAUCAAAAUUAAAUAAAAAUGUACAAAUUUUAGUUUCAAGACAAGAAAAUAAUUGGUGUCAUGUCUAAGCUCCGCUUGAGAGGUUCUGUUUGGUUGAUCACACCCGUGUGGGUGGGAGGUACUUCCUUAUAAGAGGCUAAUGGGGAUGUACCGCAGGAUGGGGUCGCAUUUUCACGACUGGAUUGAUUUUAACGGGGUCGCGGUUUCAAUAUUUCACCAGCGGGUGACCCUCAUAUAUGAUGUAUUAAAGGCAUUUGCCUUGCGUGUAUCAUUUCAGUUAACACAACAGCAGACUCUAUGCUAGCUUGUUGUUAUGUAUUUCGUUUAAGCAAACUGCUUUUUGUAACAUGUAAAAAAAGACACUUGUGAUAAAAUCCAACUUCGCUAAUCAUUUAUAGACCCGUGUAAAGACAAAUGGAUCAGCAUCAGAUCCUAGGAAAGUGACCACGCCCACCUGGUUUUCCUGUGGCAAAUCACAAUCUUCCACCAAUGAGAGCGUGCCCGGCUUCCAUAUCAUAUAAUUGAGGCAAUUUAAGGGCAACCUCGUUCCUAGGGUUCUCCCCUUCUUAGUUUGUUUGGUGUUAGCCUUUUGUGAUUGUUGAUCAGUCCUUAAUCUAAUCUCCAUCAGAGGCCCCAGCUUAUCUUAUUGAUCUGAUGCAUGACAAGAACACGGAGAUCCGUAAAGUGUGUGACCAGACCCUAGACAUCAUCAUGGUACAGUGCUAGUUUGUUUUUACACGUUGUCUAGUAAACUGUUACGUUAUAAGAGGUAAAUAGAAGAGACACUUGUGAGAAAGUUCUUCUUCGCUAAUCGUUUAUAGACCCCUGGUUUGUAAAACAUACCGUUAACAAUAGCCCACCUUCAAGAUAUUAAAAUUCUAACAUGACUCCGAGGCAGUGUCUUUUCAGUCUUUUGUAAUACCUCAAUUGUUGAUCGCACCAUCUGCAACAGAAAGAAACUACACUUUCUUGAGCGCACAGUGGCAUUGUUCAUCGGCUGUUACGAGAAUUCAUAGGAAACUAUGUCCAAAACACAUCCACAGUCAGUGCAGUUCCAGACUUGAAUAUCGCCUGCUUUUGCGCACCAGUUAGAGAAAUUCAGAGUGACGUUUACUGCAAACAGCAAACGUCAGAUUGAAGUUGAGAAUUCCUCAAAAUAGAAUACGUGCAGCUAAAAGCAGUCCAAAACAAUUGUUACAGACAAAACUAACGUGAAGCUACUAAUUUGGGGGUAGAAGUAAUGAACAGGAAAGUACGAGUUAAGGGAAAACUUGGUCACCUUUUUAUCUUAACUGUUAAUCUAAAUCUCUCUUUUGUCGCGCGUGGCCAUUUUAAAUUCUAGUUAUUUCUGGUACAAGAAGAAGGAAUAUCGCUAGUUUUCGGUGUUGAGUCUCGGCGACUAUCUAGGGUGACCCCAAAAAUUUUUGAUUUUUUUAAUGUUUACAGGAGUAUGAUGAAGAAUGGGCAAAGAAAAUCCAGGCAGAGAAAUUUCGCUGGCACAACUCGCAGUGGCUGGAAAUGAUAGAAAACCGUGCACCGAUGGAAGAUAAUGACAGCCUAAUGUACGGAGAUGAUGGCUUCAUGGACGGAGAUCCUCUCGACAGACCUGACCUCUUCUACGGUCAUCCGGGAUACGACGACCCGGUCACGCUCAUGUCACGUGAAGGAGCCAUGUCCCCGGAUUACCUGAUGGAAGAUCCGGGUGAAUACGGGAUGUACAAUGGCGAAGCGUACAUGGAUGCUGCGGGACAUCCUGUCAGUCCAUAUGCCAUGGCGCAAUACCAGGGAUACCCUGAAGAAGGCAUGGGGUAUUUAACGGAGGAGGCUGCCAUGGGAUCUUGGGGACAUUUAAUAGAUGAUGAGCCUGACCAGGGAGGUUAUGGUCCUCCCCAAGGUCAAAUUGCACGGCCGAGUAGCCGGUAUGGUAGGCCUGUGUCGCCUGGUUAUACAGAGGCAUACGGGGCUGAGCUGCUGGAGCCUGACACUGAUAUGUAUGGGCGCCCUGUUUCGAGGAUGAGAUCUAGCUACGAAAAUCACUAUGGAUACAGAUAACAUGCAAGCACUGCUUGAGAAAUUGAAUUGUUACCGUAACCCUUUAAGUCCCAAUAGUGACCAACAGCAAUUUUCUCCUAACAAUGUCCAUACAUUGGCAAGAGAUAAGGUUGUGAGAAUAUAAAAAAUGAUCACAAAAGAGAAAAUGCCUUUAUGUUUUAUUAAAUUCUCUCAACUAAUUCUUAAAGGAAAUGUAUGGAGAUCAGUUUGGAGAAUUUGUAUGUGGAUACUGGGGCUUAAAGGGUUAACUCGUUGUAUUUAAGUUGUACAUUUCAUUGUUACCAAAAUCAUAAAAAGCUUAGGUUUUAAGCUCUUUGCCAAUCUCUGUAUGUGUGUGUAUAUAGCUCUUCUCUACAAGCUUGAGAUAUUUCAGAGGUUUUGCGCAAAAAAUAAACAAAACGUGGAAAAAAUUCUCCUGCUAUUUGCCGUUUAGGUCAACAUUGGAUAGGAGCGGAAGUCAUCCAGUGCCAAAACCCUUUCGGGAAAUUGUAUUAAAAAUUGCGGUUUUUCGUUCUAGAAAACAAUUUGAACGAGCAUUAUUUUAUAUUUUAAUAAGCUCUUUUGAUUUCAAAGGUUAUACCGUUACGUCUCCCUGACUUUGUAAAUAGGUCGUUAUAAGAUUGUGUGGACCGGGUGCAGGGCUAAUAUUAAAACACCAAUAAAAAAUACUGAAAGCUUG
Porites lobata is the source of this 12090-nucleotide messenger RNA. NCBI's taxonomy places the organism in Eukaryota, Metazoa, Cnidaria, Anthozoa, Scleractinia, Poritidae. The record is from the annotation of a GenBank genome assembly.